Messenger RNA from Mercurialis annua (annual mercury), 1581 nucleotides. Its product is annotated as putative transferase At1g60990, chloroplastic. Gene Ontology annotation, cellular component: mitochondrion. NCBI's taxonomy places the organism in Eukaryota, Viridiplantae, Streptophyta, Magnoliopsida, Malpighiales, Euphorbiaceae. Gene Ontology annotation, molecular function: aminomethyltransferase activity; protein binding. The transcript is spliced from 12 exons. Gene Ontology annotation, biological process: glycine decarboxylation via glycine cleavage system. Bases 98 to 1387 code for a protein of 429 amino acids. The record is from RefSeq and is a predicted model, not a curated record.
UAGUCUACUCAGGGGAAAAAAAAAAAAAAAAAAAACUUAUCCUCUUACAAAAAAAUCAACAUUUUUCUCUUUCAUAAAACAAAAAAAUCAAACACAAAUGGCAGCAUCAUCAUCAUCAGCUGCCUCUCUAAUUCCCUCUACAAUCACAGCUAGUAAUCUUCAACCCCAUUUCAAGACCAAGAUCAUCUCUUUUACUUCUCAUCUUUUCUCAAACACAGGGUUACAAAUUGUGUCUAACAUCAACACAAAGACCAAGAAACCAUCUUUUACUCCAAUUUUUGCUUCCCAUUUUGAUUUCUCUCCUCCUCCUAUUGAUCAUGACCUCCUUGAAACAGUGGCUGCUGAUGGGGCAAAGGUUUCAGAAGAUGGGGUUAUUGAAACAUUUGAUAAUGAUGAUGAAGCUUUACAUGCUUUUCACAAUGGGGCUGUGGUUUCGGAUCUUUCGCAUUUUGGACGGAUAAGAGUCAGUGGAGAUGAUCGUAUUCAGUUUCUUCACAACCAAAGCACUGCAGAUUUUGAAUCUCUUCAUGAAGGACAGGGAUGCGAUACUGUUUUCGUCACACCAACAGCUCGGACAAUAGAUAUUGCACAUGCAUGGAUAAUGAAAAAUUCAGUAAUGUUGGUGGUCUCACCAGUGACCUGUGAAAGCAUCACUCAGAUGUUGAACAAGUAUAUUUUCUUUGCCGAUAAUGUGGAAAUUCAAGAUAUCACCAAAAAAACAUCCUUCUUCAUUAUAGCAGGACCACAAAGCGAUCAAGUUAUGGUCAACCUGAAUCUUGUGGAUCUUGUUGGACAACCAUAUGGCACUCAUCGUCAUUAUAGUGUAAAUGGAAUGCCCAUAACUGUUGGGGUCGGAAAUAUCAUUUCCGAAGUUGGUUAUUCCUUGUUGAUGUCACCAGCUGCUGCCAAAUCUGUGUGGAAAAGUCUUCUGUCUCAGGGUGCAAUUCCAAUGGGGUUUAAUGCUUGGGAGGAAUUAAGGAUCAUUCAAGGGAUGCCGUCACCCGGAAAGGAGCUCACAAAUGAAUUCAAUGUCCUGGAGGCUGGUUUAUGGAACUCUAUUUCAACGAACAAAGGAUGUUACAAGGGACAAGAGACUAUAGCUAGACUAAUAACAUAUGAUGGAGUGAAGCAGAGAUUAUGGGGACUUCAUCUGUCAGCACCGGCAGAACCGGGCAGCCUGAUUACGGUUGAAGGAAAAAAAGUAGGAAAACUAACAAGCUAUACAUCUGGGAGAAACGAAUCGAGAUAUUAUGGUUUAGGCUAUAUCAAGAAACAGACCGUUUCAGAAGGGAGCACGGUGAUUGUCGGAGACAACAUCGUUGCAACAGUUGUAGAUCCUCCAUUUCUUGCUCGACAGCGUCCACCAUCGAAGAGCGCCAGUUCUUAACCUCCUGUAAGAAAACCAAAGGUCAAGCUCAUCUUUCAAUAUUAAUCUGUUAAAUGUCAUAAAAUAUGACAUGCUUAUGCUUGUAGUACCGUUUUCUGGUGGAAACAAGCUGUAAAUUAAACUUGCAUACAUUUUUGUUUGCUCACUAUAUAAUCAAAGUAUCUGACCACUCAUUGCAUCUUUUUACCCUUUUA